Molecule: messenger RNA, 2910 nt
Organism: Orcinus orca (killer whale)
Lineage: Eukaryota; Metazoa; Chordata; Mammalia; Artiodactyla; Delphinidae
Gene: PRPF38A
Product: pre-mRNA processing factor 38A
Exons: 10
Coding region: 115-1053 (312 amino acids)
Cellular component (GO): precatalytic spliceosome
Source: RefSeq, a predicted model, not a curated record
CGCCCAAACUAUUUAGUGAGACUUCCUCCAUCCUUCUCCAUUCCACUCCGGUUUUUUAACCUGGAUGUGACGUCCUAAAGAACCCGACGGAAAUAGAACGGAAGGAGGUGUAAAAUGGCGAACCGUACUGUAAAAGAUGCGCACAGCAUCCACGGCACCAACCCUCAGUAUCUGGUGGAGAAGAUCAUUCGGACGCGCAUUUAUGAGUCCAAAUACUGGAAAGAGGAGUGCUUUGGCCUUACAGCUGAACUUGUUGUCGAUAAAGCCAUGGAGUUAAGAUUUGUGGGUGGUGUCUAUGGUGGCAACAUAAAGCCAACUCCCUUUCUGUGUUUGACCUUGAAGAUGCUUCAGAUUCAACCUGAGAAGGAUAUCAUUGUAGAGUUUAUCAAAAAUGAAGAUUUCAAGUAUGUCCGCAUGUUGGGAGCACUUUACAUGAGGUUGACAGGCACUGCAAUUGAUUGCUAUAAGUACUUGGAGCCUCUAUACAACGACUAUAGAAAAAUCAAGAGCCAGAACCGAAAUGGAGAGUUUGAACUGAUGCAUGUGGAUGAAUUUAUUGAUGAACUACUGCACAGUGAGAGAGUCUGUGAUAUCAUUCUGCCCCGGCUACAGAAACGCUAUGUGCUAGAGGAAGCUGAGCAACUGGAGCCUCGGGUUAGUGCUCUAGAAGAAGACAUGGAUGACGUGGAGUCCAGCGAAGAGGAGGAAGAAGAGGAUGAGAAGUUGGAAAGAGUGCCAUCACCUGAUCACCGCCGGAGAAGCUACCGAGACUUGGACAAGCCCCGGCGCUCUCCCACACUACGCUAUCGGAGGAGUAGGAGUCGGUCUCCCAGAAGGCGGAGUCGGUCUCCCAAAAGAAGGAGCCCCUCCCCUCGCCGAGAAAGGCAUCGGAGCAAGAGUCCAAGACGUCAUCGCAGCAGGUCCCGAGACAGACGGCAUAGAUCCCGCUCCAAGUCUCCGGGUCAUCACCGUAGUCACAGACACAGGAGCCACUCAAAGUCUCCUGAAAGAUCUAAGAAAAGCCACAAGAAGAGCCGGAGAGGGAAUGAGUAACAGACUCAGUUUGGUUUUAGUCCAAGUGGCCUUCUGUGGAGAUAAAGGCAUCUGUCUAUGUGCAAGAAUGAAGAUCUACUCCCCAGGCAGCUAUGAGAAUAUUCUGGAUUUUUUUUUUUUUUUUUUUUUUACCAAAAGUUUCUUCACUUUUUCUUUUUUAAAUGAAAGAGGUGCUGAGUUUUGUAUCUUGUUUUGAAUCAUAAUCCACAUGUUUGUUUGAGUGAUAAUGCUUCCUAAGGGCUGCUUUUGACCUCUUUGUACAACCAACCUUGUUUGUACUCAAAUUUAUGAGGGUAGAAUGGACUGGAACAGAAGGUAUGAAACAAGGGGAGGAUGUGGCCACCUGGUGACCCUCUUGUUAUUAAAUUUGACACACCCAUUUCCUGUUUUUCUGUGGUUUAGUUUUGGUUUACACUGUGAUUAGAACUGUUCUGAGAAUCCUGAGAUUUGUGCUGCUGCUUGCUGUACCGUUAAAAAACCAAGUCAGUAAAAUAUAUUAGCUCCAAGUUUUAUUUCUAGCAGCAGCAAGUGGUAAUAAACAUGAAAACUGACUGGUUAGCAGCAGCUUUAUAAGAAAAGAAUGAAUUCAGUUUGUAAGGCUUCUUCUGGAUCAUUUAACAGUUGCACUGAAUGUUCAACAAACAGUAAAACUUAACACUUUUUAUAUAGCGUUCUUCCACAGUGUUGUUUCUUCUUCCUCACAGCCUUGAAUUCCAGAUUAAGGUGCUCAGCGCCUUUAUACUACGGGCAUUGACAUUAUCAAAUCUAGACAGUAGUAGUACGGCAACUAGGUUGAAAAAAUUUGAUGGAGAGAAAAGUAUCUAAUGCCACUCAGGGUUUUAACCUGAAUUGCUGGACAACAGCACCAUUCACAUAACCAGAAAAUACAGCAGGAAGAGACCAGGUUUUAGAGGGGUAGGUAAGGUAGUGAGGGUUGUGGUAGUAGUGAAAAUGAUGCAUUCAGUUUAACUUGAAGUUUAAUUUGAGACAGCUAAGGUAUAUCUAGAUAAAGCCCAUACAUCGUAAAUAAAAGCACAGUGAUCCAACCCUGAAUUGAGGUAAUUGUGGAAGGUGUAGAAUUGAAUGCAGUGCCCAGGGAGAUGUAUGUAUAUGUAAGAAAAGCCAGUAAUAGAAUCAUAGGCAACACCAACACUGUUGAGGAAGAAGUGCAAACACCGAUUGAAAACUGAAAUGAAUCAUUCAGAAAGGUAGAGGAAAUAGAGUGGGUUUAGAAGCUAAGGACACAGAAGUAAAAUAAGGACUGAAUAGUGUCCACGGGUAUUGAUAAUCAAGAGGGUGUUGGGGUCUUUGCUAGAAGAGUUUUGUCUACCUGUUCUUACCUUUCCUCCUUUAAAAAGGAAAAAAUGAUCAAAUGAUUUCCUGCAGCUCUGUCCUUGGCAAGAAUUGUGAAGACCAGCUGCCUCACAGGAUCCAGUUUCUUGGGAAGUCAUAUUUGGUCAUAGGAUAAACAUCCUAUUGCUUGCUGUUGAACUUAAGGACUUUUGCAUCAAUAUUAAAGCAUUUUGGGAUCAUAUUUGAGAUUUCAUGUUCUUCACUGAUUGCUCUCCUGAUAAUAUCUGAGCUAAUGUUGUCCAUAAGAGCUAUUAUGGUUCAUCAUACAACUAUAUAUAGGACUGCCUUUAAAAAUUAAAUAUAAGCACCUCUAUUUGUAUCUGCUAUAGAGUCCUAGCAGUUAUUUCUUUAUCAAAGUGUUCUAAAUGGAAAGAAAUGUAUGCUGGCUGAAUGACCUUUGGACCAACCAAGUCAUCAUCCAGUAUACUGUUAAAAUAAAAUUUUAAAAGUAUACUUUAUUAUUAAACUAUAAAAAUUUAGAAACCCACCCCAAAACCCCAAUAA